Messenger RNA from Sabethes cyaneus, 453 nucleotides. RefSeq names its product DNA-directed RNA polymerases I, II, and III subunit RPABC3-like. Bases 1 to 453 code for a protein of 150 amino acids. Gene Ontology annotation, biological process: DNA-templated transcription. The transcript has a single exon. Lineage: Eukaryota; Metazoa; Arthropoda; Insecta; Diptera; Culicidae. Gene Ontology annotation, cellular component: RNA polymerase III complex; RNA polymerase II, core complex; RNA polymerase I complex. Gene Ontology annotation, molecular function: DNA-directed RNA polymerase activity. The record is from RefSeq and is a predicted model, not a curated record.
AUGUCCGGGAUACUGUUCGAGGAUAUCUUCAAUGUUAAAGAUAUCGACCCAGAAGGGAAGAAGUUCGAUCGUGUCAAUAGAUUACAUUGCGAGUCCGAAUCGUUCAAAAUGGAUAUGAUACUAGACAUCAACUCGUGGCUGUAUCCGAUGGAGCUUGGCGACAAAUUUCGGUUGGUUUUGGCCACGACGUUACACGAGGAUGGAACACCAGCCAGUAUGGAGUACAACGCAGCCGAAAUUGAGGGUUCGCGUGCGGACAGUUUUGAGUACGUGAUGUUCGGCAAGGUGUACCGGAUCGAAGGUGACGACGGUCAGUUCGAGUCGGCCAGCCGGCUGUCUGCCUACGUUUCGUUCGGUGGUUUGCUAAUGCGACUGCAGGGCGACGCAAACAAUCUACACGGGUUUGAGAUUGACCAGCACAUGUAUCUGCUGAUGAAAAAACUAGCCUUCUAG